AUGUCCCGCGAAGAGAGCGCCACAGGCGGCCUACCAGACUUAGAGGACGGAAGCCACCUCAGCAGCGCCGAGGAGAGGUCUGGAGCAAUGGCGGGGAGGGAGCCAUACUUAGAUAGUGAAAUGGAGGCCUCAGAACCUCCGAGAUUGACCGGAGAUGGCGGUGGUGCCAGGGAUGGUGGUUUCCCCAACUAUGCCGGCAUAGAAAGUCAAGGAGCAGACACAGAAAGUUCAAGUGAGGACAUUAACAUUGAUGAUACGGACGACUUUGACCCUUUCUGUAUCAGUGGUGAAAGCCUGUUCCAUUAUCACUUGGAGGAGGAAGGGGAGGAGGAAGGGGAGGAGGAAGAGGAGGAGGAAGACAUAGAGGAUGAGGAAGAAUCGGAGAUAGAGGAUGAGGAAGAAUCGGAGAUAGAGGAGGAGGAAGAAGAGGAGGAAGAGGAAGAGGAGCCUCGGUUGUGUGUAAGGUGCAGUCAGGCCAACCAUGAGCAGAUUUCAGCAGAUGAGGAUCGGGCCCUGGAGGACUGGGUAUCCUCAGAGACAUCGGCCCUGCCCCGACCUCGCUGGCAAGUUCUUACUGCUCUUCGGCAGCGGCAGCUGGGCUCAAGUGCCCGCUUUGUAUAUGAGGCCUGUGGGGCCAGAGCUUUUGUGCAGCGUUUCUACCUGCAGUGUAUCCUUGAAGGUCAUGUCGGCUGUGUGAACACUGUGCACUUUAACCAGCGUGGCACCCGGCUGGCUACUAGCAGUGAUGACUUGAAGGUGAUAGUGUGGGACUGGAUGCGUGAGCGGCCAGUACUGGACUUUGAGAGUGGCCACAAAAAUAAUGUCUUUCAGGCUAAGUUCCUUCCUAACUGUGGUGAUUCCAUCCUGGCCACAUGUGCCCGUGAUGGCCAGGUACGAGUAGCAGAUCUAUCUAUUAUGCCAUACAGCAAGAAUACUAGAUGUGUGGCCCAGCACAAGGCAGCCUCCCACAAGCUGGCUCUGGAGCCAGACUCCCCUUUUAAGUUCCUAAGUUCAGGUGAAGAUGCAGUUGUCUUCACCAUUGACCUCAGACAAGGCAGGCCAGCUUCAAAAGUGGUGGUAACCAAAGAGAGGGAGAAGAAAGUGGGACUGUACACAAUCUAUGUGAAUCCUGUCAAUACCUACCAAUUUGCAGUGGGUGGACAAGAUCAGUUUGUAAGGAUUUAUGACCAGAGGAAAAUUGAUGAGAAUGAGAACAAUGGCGUACUCAAGAAAUUUUGUCCUCAUCACCUGAUUAACUGUGAUUCCAAAACAACUAUCACUUGCCUCGUGUACAGCCACGAUGGCACAGAGCUCCUGGCCAGCUACAGUGAUGAUGAUAUUUACCUCUUCAAUUCCUCUCAUGAUGAUGGUGCUCAAUAUGUUAAGAGAUAUAAGGGGCACAGAAAUAAUGUCACAAUCAAAGGUGUCAAUUUCUAUGGCCCUAAGAGUGAGUUUGUAGUGAGCGGUAGUGAUUGUGGGCACAUCUUCCUCUGGGAGAAAUCAUCCUGCCAGAUCAUUCAGUUAAUGGAGGGGGAUAAUGAAGGCGCAGUAAACUGUCUUGAACCCCACCCUUGCCUACCUGUGUUGGCAACCAGUGGCCUAGACCAUGAUGCCAAGAUCUGGGCACCCACAGCUAAAGCUUCCACUGAGCUCACUGGGCUAAAGAAUGUGAUUAAGAAGAACAAGCAAGAACGAGAUGAAGAUAACUUGCAGCACCCUGACCUGGUUGACAGCCACAUGCUUCGGUUCCUUAUGCAUCACCUGACACAAAGAGGUCCUCAACAGCACUGGGGAGAUCCUGAAGUUGGGGUCGUAGGUGGAGGCUUGUAUGAGUCUUCCAGCUCCUCAGAUUCGUCCGAGGAGGAGGAGAACCAAGACUGA
Propithecus coquereli (Coquerel's sifaka) is the source of this 1881-nucleotide messenger RNA. Its product is annotated as DDB1- and CUL4-associated factor 8-like protein 2. Gene Ontology annotation, cellular component: Cul4-RING E3 ubiquitin ligase complex; cytoplasm. The transcript has 2 exons. Lineage: Eukaryota; Metazoa; Chordata; Mammalia; Primates; Indriidae. The record is from RefSeq and is a predicted model, not a curated record. Gene Ontology annotation, molecular function: protein binding. The coding region runs from base 1 to 1881 and encodes 626 amino acids.